Symphalangus syndactylus (siamang) is the source of this 2367-nucleotide messenger RNA. Its product is annotated as collagen alpha-1(I) chain-like. NCBI's taxonomy places the organism in Eukaryota, Metazoa, Chordata, Mammalia, Primates, Hylobatidae. The record is from RefSeq and is a predicted model, not a curated record.
AUGGCGGGGCCGGUGGCGCCCCCGGCCACCCGCCCGCGCCUCUCUCGGAUCCUGGCCGGGUCCUGCGCAGUUCCCGCCCGCGAAGGGCAGAGCCAAGGUCCCGGCGCGCGCGGCUCGCGGUCCAGAGGCGGCGGCGGCCAAGGAGGCGGAGACAACAAAAGCCGGCGGCGGCGGCGGCGGCGCGGGGCGCGCAGGGUGCGAGGUCCGAACGCUCGCUCGGGCAGCCCAGAGCGCGGCGGGCUAGCGCAGUCCCGGCUCGGCACCUCCCCCGCCGCCGGCCCGGCCCCUCGGCGGCCGCGGGAGAGGAGAGGGGCGGGGCAGGGUGGGAGCGCAGGGGUGGGGGAGGGACUGGGAGCACCGGGCGGGGCGGGGCGGGGCGCGGCGCGGGGGCGCGGGCCGGGGCGCACUGGGCGCUCCUCUGGCUCUCGGGGACCCAGAGGGUCCGCCUGGCCGCGCGACUCUAUCGAUCCCCGGAGGGAGGCGGUGGAGCCGGGCAGCGCGGGGCCGCGGCCGGGGUCCCUGAGGGCGGCCCCCCACGCCCAGCGCCCAGGGCGGUGGCACCACCUGUGGGGGCGGGGACGGGGGCGGAGGGUGCGCGAGGCAGGGCUUCCCCCGCCGGACGUGACAUCACUCCUCCCGCGCCCCAAUCAGGGGCUUCCCCGCCCCCAGCCGAAAUCGGCAUCCCGCUCCCCGCUCCCUCCCGCGCGCUCCGGCUUCCUGCACCCUGGCAGCGCGCCCCGAGAACGCUCUCCCGGCGCCUCCGUACCCUCCGCCCGCCGGCCGCGCCUCGAGCCGCCGCCCCUCUCCCCGCCUGCAUCCCGCAGCGGCUCCCUCCCCGCGCCCUUCCAGCCGUCUCGCGCCGGGCUCCGGCUCACCCCGGGGGCUUUUGUGGUGUGGGGGCUGCACACAGGAAACUGGCCAAGAAACUCGACCUCACCUCUCCCAGUCCCAGGGAGCGGCAACAGAUGGCUUAAUUGUUGGACCUUGACAGCUGUUUUGGGGGGUGACCCUCCACGUUCUUUGGAUGCUGGAGAAACCAAAGUGAUGGGGCAGGGCCGGUCUACUGGUUUGGGCUGCUGGGUGGAGCCAGGUGACCUCUGGCGAAGGGAUAGGGUCGGAACCCGGCGACUAGUUAGGUCACUGGGGGAGGAGAGUGGAGUGACCCGGAGCAGAUGCCUCUUUGAAGAAGGCGGGAGGGCUGCCUGCACCUUGUAUGAUGAGGCUCCUGAGGUCUGAGGGGGUCGGACUGUGGCCCUGCCCCGCCUCCCGCUGCCCUUCUGCAGGCCUGUCUGAAGAGCUUGCUUGGUCCCCAAAGCAAAGAGCCGUUUCCAGGGUGAGGCCAACUGGACACAUCCUCCGAGCUGCUCUGCAGUAGAAACCAAAGCCAAGCAGAGUUGCCGUGAGGAGUGAGGCGUGGAGCUGGUUAUCCAUGUGGAGCCCGAGAGCAGGCCCGACCCGGAGGGAGCCUCUCCCAGCGUCCGACAUCCUCGUCCUUCCCAAGUGGGCACAGUUCAGGCUGCCGGAGGUGCAGAGAAAGAGGCGAGGCACCGUCCCCCAGUGAGGGGCCGUGUCUUAACCUUAGCAUCAUGAGACUUGAGUGUCCAGGUGGCUGGGAGCUGCAUUUCUCAAUCCAGCCACCUGGCCACCUCCCACUGCCACCACACAUCACACGUGCCUGCCACAGAACCAUGGCAGCCCACCCAUGAGGACCCACCCACUGCAGAGAGGGAGAGUGCAGUGAGUGCCUGUGUCCACUGUGCCUCUGAAGCAGGUGCUGCGUGUGUCCACCCAGGCUCCUCCUCGCUCCCUUCUACACACUCAAGGUCGCCAGUGACCGCUGCCUGCUGGGUUUCCCUGGGUCUCCCGGCAGGGCAACCUGGAAGUGGCAGAACGCAAAUGACUUAGACGUAUCCCUUAGCUGGUGGACAGGCACCAGUUCCUGCUGCACAGUUGGAAACCCCAGGCAUGUGUGUGCUGUUACAAAACAAACUUUCAACACAUUUGGUUAAGGUCUGAUAUGGUUUGAAAGUUUCUUCUCUCCAAAUCUCAUGUUGAAAUGUGAUCCCCAGUGGUGGAGUUGGGGCUGGUGGGAGGUGUUGGGUCACAGGGGUGGGACCCUAGUGAAUGGCUUAACAUCAUCCCCUUGGUGACGAGUGGGCUGUCGCUGAGUUAGUUCGCACGAGAGAGCUGGUUGUUUGAGAGCCUUGGGCCUCCCCCUUCUCUCUCUUGCUUCUGCUCUUGCCAUGUGAUGCACCUGCUCCCCUUUUACCUUCCACGAGUGAAGCUUCCUGAGCCCUCACCAGAAGCAGAUGAUGGUGUUGUGCUUCCUGUACAGCCUGAGCUGAUUAAACCUCUUUUCUUUAUAAA